Messenger RNA from Cryptomeria japonica (Japanese cedar), 2612 nucleotides. Its product is annotated as probable thimet oligopeptidase. Gene Ontology annotation, biological process: peptide metabolic process; proteolysis. The record is from RefSeq and is a predicted model, not a curated record. The transcript is spliced from 20 exons. Gene Ontology annotation, molecular function: metalloendopeptidase activity. The coding region runs from base 168 to 2267 and encodes 699 amino acids. Lineage: Eukaryota; Viridiplantae; Streptophyta; Pinopsida; Cupressales; Cupressaceae.
GAUCGAGUCAUUAAAAGACCAAGGUAUAUGCGAAUUUAUAGCGUAAAAAUAUUCAAUUGGAGGCAAAAGAGCCUUAGAGCGAUGUCAUACUAAACAUACAAAAUCCUAAGUCCACACAGGUAUCGAUUUUCUAUUCAUCUCCACUGUAAUUCAAAAAUCUGUGCGAAAUGGAGGUUAAGGCCAAGAGAAAUGACGAAAAGAAAAUGAAGAGACAGAGUGUAGCUGCAGUUGCAGUGGUUGGAGCAGCUGCCAUUGUUCUCAUCGCCGGCAGGGCCCUUCUUUCUUUACUCAGGCGUCGCUCCAAAGGAUAUCCUGGAAUCAAAAUCUGUGUCAAUCUUACUGCAUCAGAAAUCCUUAAUCUAGCCGAUCGUAUCAUGGCCAAAUCAAAGCAAAUCUAUGAUUCUGUAGCUGCUGUACCGCCUAACAAGGUUUGCUAUUCCAAUGUUAUUGUUCCACUUGCUGAAUUAGAAGCAGAACAAUUUCAUCUAGUACAAUCAUGCGUGUUUCCAAGAAUGGUGUCCCCCUCAAAGGAUGUUCGGGAAGCUAGUAUUGAAGCAGAGAGAAGAAUUGACGCCCACAAUUUGAAUUGCAGCAUGCGAGAAGAUGUUUAUCGUGUUGUGAAAUUAUUUGCAGCAAGAGGGGAAUGGCUAGAUCCAGAAGCUCGACGCUAUGUCAACCACUUGGUAAAAGACUUUGAGAGGCGAGGUCUUAAUGCCACUUCUAGCAGAAGAACAGAAAUUGAGUGGUUAAAAGCAAGAAUAAAGGAGCUGUGUAACACAUUUGUCUGCAAUUUGAGUGAGGAGAAUUGUUAUCUUUUAUUCAAGGAUUCAGAUCUGGUUGGGAUGCCUUCUGAUUUUCUCGAGAGCUUGGACAAAACCGAGGAUGGCAUGCUGAAGGUCAAUAUUAAACCAAUCCAUACCUAUCCAAUACUAAAGCAUUGCAAGGUUGGAGCAACUAGAAAAGUUGUGGCAUCAGCAAAAGGUCAACGUUGCUUGGAGGAAAAUACAUUAAUCCUUGAGGAAUUGAUCAAUCUCAGGUAUAAGAUGGCACGCUUGCUGGGAUAUUCAAAUUAUGCAGAAUAUGCAUUGGAGACACAAAUGGCUAGAACACCAUUUAAGGUAAUGGAGUUCUUAGAGGAUGAAUCACGGAUCAUGUCAGAAUCGGCUGUCAAAGAACUGCAAAGGCUCAAGGAUUUGAAGAGACAAGAGGAAGGAGAAUCUCCAUUUGGAAUGGAAGACUUGCAAUACUAUAUGCACCAAGCAGAAGAGCGAGAGUUUGGAAUCAAUUAUAAAGAAUUGCGGCAUUAUUUUCCUGUCGAAUCUGUUACACAAUGGCUGUUGAGAACUUAUCAAGAUCUUCUUGGCCUAAAAUUUGACAGGGUCCAAGGAGCUGAGGUUUGGCAUCCUGAUGUUUGCUUAUAUUCAGUUUUGGAUUCUGUCUCUAAUGAAAGUUUGGGGUAUUUCUAUAUUGAUCUAUAUCUUAGAGAUGGAAAAUAUGGACAUACUUGUGUUUUUCCUCUUCAGGAUGGCUGCCUUUUGAGAAAUGGCACUCGCCAGUUACCAGUAGCUGCAAUAAUUGCAAACUUUUCUAAGUCUGAACAAGACAACCCUUCAUUUCUACGAUUUUCUGAAGUAGUUACAUAUUUUCAUGAGUUUGGCCAUGUGGUACAUCAUAUUUGUAGCCGUGCAUCAUUUUCAAAGUUUUCUGGGCUAAGAGUGGAAAACGAUUUUGUCGAAGUUCCAAGUCAGAUGCUAGAGAGCUUGUGUUAUGAAAGUGCAGCCUUAAAAUUAAUUGGCAGUUUCUGUAAGGACAUCUAUAGACCAAUCCCAGACGAAAUUUGCAUAGCUCUAAAACGGAAACAAAAAGCUUUUUAUGGGCUGAAAACCAAAGAAAAAAUACUUAUGUGUCUUUUUGAUCAGAUAAUUCACACAAGUGACAAAGUGGAUACGAAGGCUCUUUUUGAAGAUCUCUAUCCAAAGGUAAUGGUGGGCAUUCCUUUGCUGGAUCGAACAAGCCUUGCUACAUCAUUCCUGCAUCUGGUCACAGGCAAUGAAGCUACAUGCUACAGAUACAUCUGGUCUGAGGUAUUUGCAGCAGAUAUGUUUGUCUCAAAGUUUGAAGGUGAUAUUUUGAAUAGCUCUCUGGGAAUGCAAUACAGAAAUAAGGUAUUAGCUCCUGGAGCAACCAAAGAUGCAUUUGCCAUCCUUCAUGACUUCCUAGGACGAGAACCUUCGAAGGAAGCAUUCAUGAGAAGGAGCACGUCAUAAAGUAGAUAGAGUUGGACUUUCAGCUGUCGAUUCACUAUGGUGGAGCUGCUUGUGUUUUGUAAUUCAGAAUCCACAUGAAUGUUCCUAUCUGUUAAUUUUAUUUUAGAGCAUUUGAAAUUCACCCAAAUGCCUUCUGAAAAUGACAGAAUUUAGUAGAUGCUUGUCUUUACCGAUAUUUUCAAUCAAUACUACAGUUGAGUAUUGUUUUAGAAAUAUUUGUACGUUUAUUGUAUUUGUUUGAGAAGUAAAUCAUAGGCAAAUUAAAACUGUGGCUGCAAACUCAUAAUGUACUUGUGCAAUGGUUUCAAUUCAUAAAUUUAAUAAGUUAUAUUGCUCGUUUAAAAA